UUGAAUAGAUAUAUAUUAUAAAUAAAAUUGCCUACUCACAAUUUAAUUAGUCAAUUACAACCCAGCAGGAAAAUAAAAGAAUAAAUAUUCGGAAAAUAAAAAAUCACGAGCUCAAUCGCAGACCCAAACCCUAAACAAGUUUGAUUUCUCGCAAACCGUUCAGUUCGCUGUCAUGUCGAGCCGUGGCGGAGGUAGAGACCGAUUUCGCACCAGAUUUGAAGACAAAUCGCAUGGCGCAGGGAGCGGCCGAGCUAAUGCGCCGCCGUCGAGACAUCUAUGGGUUGGGAACUUGUCGCAUGAUAUAGACGAAUCUGAUUUGACCGAUCAGUUUUUAAGAUUUGGAGAACUUGAAAGCGUUGCGUUCCAGCCAGGGAGAAGCUAUGCCUUUGUGAAUUUUAAAAGUGACGAAGAUGCGAUUGCGUCGAUGAAGGCACUACAAGAUUUUCCUCUCGCUGGCAAUCCACUUAGGAUUGAGUUUGCCAAGGCGGAUAAAUCAUCAGCACUGUUACGAGAUGCAGACCAUUUGCUACACCGAGAUGAGCAACGCUCCACAUUAAGAGGAUCCCCUUUCUCACAAAGGGACUCCAGAGCACGUCAUGCUAGUCCUCCUGACUCUGGUUACCCUGAAAAAUCCAAGAAUGAUAAAAGUGCUGAACCUAGUGAGGUUUUAUGGAUAGGAUUUCCAGCCUUACUGAAGGUGGAUGAAGUGAUCUUAAGGAAGGCGUUUUCACCAUUUGGUGAAAUAGAGAAAAUCACUGUUUUUCCAGGUCGUAGUUAUGCCUUUGUUCGGUUCAAGAGCUUAAUGUCAGCUUGCAGGGCGAAAGAAACUCUUCAAGGGAAAUUGUUUGGAAAUCCCCGUGUGCACAUUUGUUUUGCGAAAAGUGAAGCUGGCUCCUCAAGUAGUGGAAAGGGCUCAAUGAAUGCCCCUCUCUCCCCACGUUUCAAGUUGAAUGGCCAUUCUAGCCCUGCUGAGAACUUUCGGCCGGAUAGGAAUUUUGGGAGCUUUUCAGGAGAUCCCAGCAUUAGAUCUCCUCACCUUAACCCAAAUUUUGAUUCUGGUGAUGAUGAUGUUUAUAAUUAUAAUAGGAAGGAUACUUUAUGGAGUGGGGGAAACAAGACAUAUGAACCAUGGAGGUUUGGAGAGGUGGGAUCUGAACCAGGACUACCUCAAGAUAUUUAUGAACAUAGUCCUACCAGAGAAAGGACUGCUCACUUCCAUGAUUUUCCUCAGAAGUUUUCUCAAAAAGCUCCACUUUAUGAAGAUCAGUGGGAUUCACCAGAAGAUGCCUAUUAUCAUCCAGGAGCCAAAAAAUUAAAGACUGGCUCCUUACCACCUGACAAAGAGUUGCCAGAGUAUCCUUUCUCUGAUCUAGAUUAUGGGAAACGUGCAUCUUCAAGGGCAUUCUCUGAUUUUGCUCAACCUGAGACCUUCGAAAAGAACUUUGAUUCUGGAUCUUUUGGGUAUAAGCAGAUCCCUGAUCGCCAGAGAAAUUUAACUCUACCUCACAGAGAGAAGAAUGAUACGUGGAAAGUACCUUAUGAUGGUUAUCAGGUGGGUCCUGGAUCUUUGCCACUAAAUCCUGUUGAUAGGAAAAGGUUCACUCCUGAAUUAGACCAGCCAAAGCCAUCUAUAAAGGACUGGAAGUGGGAGGGAACUAUAGCCAAGGGAGGAAGUCCUGUCUGUCAUGCUCGCUGCUUCCCUGUUGGAAAAGUCAUGGACAUGAUGUUACCUGAGUUCUUAGAUUGCACUGCAAGGACUGGUCUAGACAUGCUUGCAAAGCAUUAUUAUCAAGCAUCUAGUAGCUGGGUUGUCUUUUUUGUCCCUGGAAGUGAUGCUGACAUUGCAUUUUACAAUGAAUUCAUGCACUAUCUGGAGGAGAAGCAGCGAGCAGCAGUUGCCAAAUUGGAUGACAAGACCACACUGUUUCUUGUACCUCCAUCUGAUUUUUCACAGAAAGUGCUGAAAGUACCUGGCAAACUGAGCAUUUCUGGGGUUGUUUUGAGGUUGGAGCCUUCUGCUUCUAAUCAUGGGCUUGUACGUUAUCCAAAUGAGAUCAAGGAUACAUAUUCAGAUCCAUCAUAUGCAAAGCCACCAAUGCCUUCUGGAUCCUUUCCUGUGCUGUCCUCUUAUCCAGAUAUGGGUAAAUCGGGGCUUUCUUUGUCAGGAGAGAUGCCUAUAUCAGCUGUGCCCUCACCAUAUUCAAGUUCAGUUCCUGCUGUUGGUGGUAUAUCUGAGUUAUAUAGUGAAAACAGGCAUGAAUAUCCAACCCAUCUGCGUAACCCUGCAUUGGCGCCAAACCAAUCUCCUCACCAUCUACAGAACCCAGUCUCUGGUUCCAGAAAUAUACCUUCACUUUCAUCCAAUAGUUCUGUUGAUCCAAUCAUUCAGGGGAACCCCUCAGUCAUGCCAAAGGUUGUGCAGGAAACAAACUCUAGUCAUUAUCUGGGUGGAAUUACCGGACUCCCAUUAUCAGAAAAUAGCAAGAUGUUGGAUCAGGAAUCUAGACCUUCCACUUUGCCUAUGACAAUUACAUCGCUGCAACCGGAGCAACUUACACAAUUAGCAUCAACUCUUCUUGGUUCGCAGAGACAGGUAGGGAACGCUGCAAAUGCAUCAAGCAGCGAGAAUCUUAAGCAGAUGACUGGAGGGCAUCAAUUUGACAACCAAGUUGGUCAACCACAGAGCUAUGCUGUGCAAAAUAAUCAGUUGACUGAGUUUUCAACAUCUCAAUUUGGUCAAGUGCAACAGUUACAGCAGCAACUGUCCAAUGUGCCUGCUGCAGUGCCGCCAACAAUUCAAAGAGAGGUUCAGUCAGGAGGGCCAGGGAAUCAACAACUGCAAAAUGCCGGUAGCCAGGAAGCAGAUGCUGACCCACAGAAACGCUUGCAAGCAACAUUGCAUCUUGCAGCUGCUCUUCUUCAGCAAAUUCAACGAGGGAAAGGGACUUGAACUGCAGCUUUGUUGAUUUCAUUUUGUUGGUUUCAUCCAUUACCUUGUGUGAUAAUGGGUAACUAGAUUGUAGUUUAGUAGAACAUGAAGUUUCCCUGAACUCAGGCUUGGAAUUUUCUUGUCUUUUGUAGUUUCUUUUUCUUCAGCCUGGUCUGGAUCGAUCAUUCAAUUUAAUGGCUAUGUGAUUUUCUUUUAAA
This is a messenger RNA of Mangifera indica (mango), 3147 nucleotides long. RefSeq names its product flowering time control protein FPA. The record is from RefSeq and is a predicted model, not a curated record. Gene Ontology annotation, molecular function: RNA binding. The transcript has 4 exons. NCBI's taxonomy places the organism in Eukaryota, Viridiplantae, Streptophyta, Magnoliopsida, Sapindales, Anacardiaceae. The coding region runs from base 173 to 2950 and encodes 925 amino acids.